CACUGCUGACCACGAUGAGGGGGCUGCUCGCGUUCACCGCUCUUUUUGUGUCCGUUCUCGCCAAGGAGACGUUCGAGGGACAUCAAGUGCUACGGAUUGUCCCGAAGAAUGACAUCCAACUGUCUCUUAUCAAGGAUCUGGAGAAACUGAUAGAGUUUGAGUUGGACAUCUGGAUGGGUGUGACCGAUGUUUUUGCUCCUGUGGAUGUCCGGGUCCCCUCUCAUAACUUGCAGUCUUUCAAGAGUUACUUGGAGAACCUGAACAUCAAGUACUCCACCAUGAUUGAGAACCUGCAGGAAAUCUUGGAUGCAGAGCAGGAAGAGAUGGACUCUGGGGCACGUGCUGCUGAGCCGAGGAAUACUGACAGCUUUGACUACUCCAGGUACCACCCCAUCAAUGAGAUCUACAGUUUCCAGGACAUGCUGGUGGCUGAAAAUCCCAACUUGGUCAGCAAGAUUGUGAUUGGCCAGAGCUACGAAGGCCGUCCGUUGAAUGUGCUAAAAUUCAGCACUGGGGGAAGCAACCGUCCUGCCAUCUGGAUCGACACUGGAAUCCACUCCAGAGAGUGGGUCACUCAGGCCAGCGGCAUCUGGUUUGCCAAGAAGAUAGUGAAGGAGUACGGACGUGACCCUGUUCUUACUGCCAUCCUCAACAACAUGGACAUCUUCCUGGAAAUUGUGACCAACCCUGAUGGAUAUUACUUCACACACAACUCUAACCGUAUGUGGAGAAAGACAAGAAAACCAAACUCUGGUUCUUCCUGCAUCGGAGUUGAUCCCAACAGAAACUGGGACGCUGGUUUUGGAGGGCCUGGUGCCAGCAGCAGCCCCUGCUCAGAGACCUACCGCGGACCCAAGGCUCACUCCGAACCUGAGGUCAAGGCCAUUGUGGACUUUGUGAAAUCCCACGGCAACAUCAAGGCCUUCGUCUCCAUCCAUUCCUAUUCUCAGAUGCUCAUGUACCCCUACGGUUACACAAGGACGCCUGUCAAGGACCAGGCUGAGCUGCAUCAACUGGCCCAAAAGGCCGUCACUGACCUGGCCUCCUUGUAUGGGACUCGCUACAAAUACGGCAGCAUCAUCAGCACCAUCUACCAAGCCAGUGGUGGCACCAUCGACUGGACCUACAACCAGGGGGUCAAGUACUCCUACACCUUCGAGCUCAGGGACACGGGCCGCUACGGCUUCCUGCUGCCCGCCACUCAGAUCGUUCCCACGGCCGAGGAGACGUGGCUGGCUCUGACGGCCAUCAUGGACCACACGUUCAGGAAUCCAUAUUAAUGUGUGUUUCUGUGUGGAGGCCCCAGUUUCACUCCUCUAACUGCUCAUUAGUUGAACUAAAACAAAAAAAUAAAAGUC
Messenger RNA from Nematolebias whitei (Rio pearlfish), 1358 nucleotides. It is a transcript of the gene cpa5, whose product is annotated as carboxypeptidase A5. The record is from RefSeq and is a predicted model, not a curated record. Bases 15 to 1280 code for a protein of 421 amino acids. Gene Ontology annotation, biological process: proteolysis. Gene Ontology annotation, molecular function: zinc ion binding; metallocarboxypeptidase activity. NCBI's taxonomy places the organism in Eukaryota, Metazoa, Chordata, Actinopteri, Cyprinodontiformes, Rivulidae. The transcript has 11 exons.